CCCUGUAUUAUGUUAAUUUGGACUACAAAUGCAAGACGGUAUAUCAAAAAUUGUAAAAUUCUGUAAAGAUGGCUGACGCAGGAAUAUUAUUUGUAAUUGUAGUUAUUUCUUGUGGUGUAAUUGAGGCCGGACCAUUACACGGGAACACACCGCACGAACAUACACACACACAUAAAGUUAAAGAAUACCAAAUUACAGCGAACGUGAAGUCAGGUCAAGCUGAUGAUCCAAGCUGGUUUAUUUCCGAGAAGGACCGCAAAAAAGGAGUGGUCAAUUUGAUUGCGAGAGCCCUCGACAGAUACACCGCUCUAUAUGCGGACGGUGCGAAGCUGGCUUAUUCGCAUGGCUACAAAGGAUACACAAUACGCCACGUGACGGAGGGGAAUAGAACCGUAAUUAGUUACUUACCGAAAUGUAGGAUAGCAAGGCUGGAACAGUUACUGCUCGACUACACAGUACCGGCAUCAACCCCUGUGGAUGAAUACGACAAACAAGUAAUCACAUGCACGCUGAAAAAUUGCAAGAAACCAAGAGUACCAUCAGAGUGUUACGCAAAAGCAACGACUUCCAAACCCUAAGACUGAAAACUGAAAACUAUUCAGAGCUUUUUGAAGCAUAGUCCAGUAUGUGCUGAAUGGAAUGAUUAUAUAUACGAACAUUUACGAACAUUUUGUAUACAUCCUUUUUUCUCUAAAGGAUAAUGUUAACUCUGUGAAGUACUUUUUUCUUAAAAGUUUAUAUAGCAUUUCUAUAUUGUUUCUUUCACUCGUGCAAAAGCAGAUUGGUCCUUCACCGUGUUGAACACAUGACUGUUAAGGUUGAACACAUGUUUGUUCAGGUUGAACACAUGAUUGUUAAGGUUGCCAGUCACAUUUAAGAAAUAUGUUCACGACAUUUUUCACUUUUCCCAUAUUCUAUUGGAGAUUUAUUUAUUUUAUGCCUGAUUUUGCCUAUCUAUGUAAUUGUUGCCAAGAUAGUUGAAAAUAAAUGAAUUUCCAAGCUACA
Messenger RNA from Mercenaria mercenaria, 1005 nucleotides. RefSeq lists its product as uncharacterized. Bases 69 to 578 code for a protein of 169 amino acids. NCBI's taxonomy places the organism in Eukaryota, Metazoa, Mollusca, Bivalvia, Venerida, Veneridae. The transcript has 3 exons. The record is from RefSeq and is a predicted model, not a curated record.